AUGCUACCCCUGACUACGAAAGAUCCUGUGAAAGGAUCCCCUUCUAAGGCUUUAGAGUACCCUAAAGAGCACGAAUUAGAGUGUAAGCGGAAGCAACUUGAAAAGAUGCGAGUAUUGACGAAUUCGUUGGGCCUCAUAUCGGACUCAUUCCACAUGUUCUUCGAUUGCACUGGUCUAUUGGCUGGAGUAAUAGCUUCCGUUAUUACGAAGUGGCGCGCAAAUGAUAAGUUCUCGUACGGGUACGUGCGAGCAGAAAUUUUGGCGGGAUUUGUGAACGGCCUGUUCCUGCUGUUCAUCGCAUUUUUCAUCUUCUCCGAAGCCGUUGAGCGGCUCGUGGAACCACCGGAAGUGAAGCACGAACGCUUGCUGGUUGUUUCGGUGCUCGGUUUCAUUGUCAACCUCAUAGGAAUAUUUAUUUUCCAACACGGCCAUGCUGGAGGUUGCGAUGGACAUGGCCAUGGAGGAGGACACUCACACGGUCACGGAUCACACGGACAUGAUCACCAUCAUGGGCACGACCAUCACCAUGGACAUGAUCAUCACCACCACGGCCAUGACCACGGCUUCCAGACGUCGGGUUCGAAGAUCAUGCAGGGUGUUUUCUUCCAUAUUCUGGCGGACGCGUUGGGUAGUGUUGGGGUGAUAAUUUCUUCCCUGCUGAUGCAGUACUUCGGUUUGAUGAUCGCCGAUCCAUUGUGUUCUAUGUUUAUCGCCAUCCUUAUUGCUCUCAGCGUUCUAUCGUUAAUAAAGGAUUCAGUUAUGAUCUUGAUGCAGCGCCAGCCGAAAGAGCUGGAUGGGAAACUCGCGGGUUGUUACCAAAAAGUCAUGGAGCUUGAUGGAGUCUAUAGCGUGCAGGAGCCUCACUUCUGGACAUUAUGUACGAAUGUCUUCGUAGGUGGAGUAAAGUUGGAGGUGUCCCCAAAGGCUGAUCCUGCAUUUAUCGUCAGCCACACGCACAUGAUCUUCGCUAACGUGGGAGUGAACCAGAUGUACGUUCAACUGGACUUCGCACGCAUGUGA
Molecule: messenger RNA, 1020 nt
Organism: Notodromas monacha
Lineage: Eukaryota; Metazoa; Arthropoda; Ostracoda; Podocopida; Cyprididae
Source: the annotation of a GenBank genome assembly